AUGCGACGCGAUUUCACUUGGACAUUUACCGUGGCCAACGUGAAGGUACCCAUCCUCGGCGCGGAUUUCCUGGCGCAUUACGCACUGGCGGUCCAUAUGAACCCUAGGACUCUGUCCGAUACGACGACGAAUCUCCGUGUGACCAUCAGACUCAGCACCACAUCAGAACCCGAGGUCCUCCCGCACACUCCCCAUCCGCGACGACUCGCUCCGCACAAACUGGCGUACGCCAAGGAGCAAUUCGACAAAAUGCUCAGUGAUGGCAUCAUUCGUCCUUCCGAUAGCCCUUAUGCCUCGUUACACUUAGUGCCUAAACCUGGUGGUGAAGAAUUUCGGAUAUGCGUCGACUACCGGAAAUUGAAUGCAUCGACCGUACCAGACCGAUAUCCUACGUUUUCAAAACCAACAUCUCCUUUCGUCGAGGAACUCCGCCACAAAAUGGCCCGGCUUAAAUAUGCAACUCCACGACAGCAACCGGUGAAUUGUACAUCCCUCAACACUUGCGAGAUUGCAAAUUUACGGAACGACGCCGUUCUUCGACGCACCGACAAGCACCUUACGAUCAAGCGCGCCAACUCGACCGACACCAUCGCAAUCGAUCGGACCAAGCCUGCUUUUCUGGAGAAGCGACAGUAUGACGCAAACCCGGCUCUGCGGCCCCCUAAUGCUAUUCCAGCGCACCCAUCAGACGCAGCACCGCAGACAUCAAACGACACCCCAGCGACUCCUGUGCGGCAGACCCGAUCCGCGCUGUUCCUUCUGACUACAGUCAGUCAGCAAACUAAAACAGUUACUACGAGUACGGUUUUUAUUUGUCUUUUACAACUAAAAAUGAGCACAACCAGUUACAUUUCAAAUAUAAUUCGGAAGAAAAGAGAUGGUGAGGAAUUAACCAAAGAGGAAAUUGAAAUUUUCGUUAAAGAUGUAUCCAGCAAGAAAUACGUAACGGAAUCCCAGAUAGGUGCCAUGUUAAUGGCUAUUUACCUAAAUGAUGUUAACGUAGCUGAAACAACCCACCUGACGAAUGCAAUGGUCUGUUCUGGUACUAAACUAGAAUGGGACCAAAUGUACAGUGGCACUCUGGUGGACAAACACAGUACUGGAGGAGUGGGAGAUAAAAUCAGUUUGGUUUUGACUCCUGCUUUGGCUGCCUGUGGCAUGAAGAUUCCUAUGAUGUCUGGUAGAUCCCUUGAACAUACUGGAGGCACAUUAAACAAACUUGAAUCCAUUCCUGGUUUUAACACAGAUCCAAUGAAAAUAGAUUGCCAGAAGAUGUUGAAGGAUGUUGGUUGCUUUAUUAUAAGUCAGAGCAACAAUUUGGCUCCUGCUGAUAAAAUUAUUUAUAAGGUCAGGGACCAGACAAACACAGUUUCAAACUUAGGUCUCAUUACAGGUUCUAUCAUAUCCAAGAAGGCAGUUGAAGGUAUCAAUGGACUUAUUUUAGAUGUCAAGUUUGGAAAAGCAGCUUUUAUGGAUACAGAAGACAAAGCCAAAAAACUUGCCAAACUGAUGGUUAAGACAAGCCAAGGUUUAGGCAUAAAGACAAAAGCACUACUGACUAAAAUGGACAAUCCUCUUGGAAUGAUGGCAUCCAAUGGAAUUUUGGAAAUUAUAGAAUCAAUUCAGUGCCUGAAAGGCCAAGGUCCAAAAGAUAUCAUGGAAAUUGUGACUCAUUUAGGAGGCCAUUUAUUGCUAAUGAUGGGUAAGGUUGGAAAUCUAGAAGAAGGUCUACAAAAGAUUGAGAAUGCUACCAAAGAUGGUUCAGCUCUUGACCGGUUCCAGCAAAUGAUAGUUGGACAAAAUGUUGACCCAGCAAUAGCAGAGAAAUUGUGCAAAGGGCAGGACACCUGGGAGAUAUUCAGAGAAGCUAAUCGAACUGCCAAACAUAUAACUGAAUUUUAUUCCAAGCAAGAUGGAUUUGUCAAGUCUAUUGAUGCUUUAAAUUGUGCUAAAAUUAUGGGCGAACUUGGUGCCUUCAAUGUCCAAAUUCCUGAAGACUAUGGAAUUGGUAUGCAAUUUUGUGUGUCUGUUGGAGACUCUGUUACCACAGGUCAGUGUUGGCUUAAGGUUCACCACAAUGAUAAUGAUCCAAAAUUAGUCCAGUAUAAACAGAGGAUCGAGGAUUGCUUGGACUUUAGCACCCAACCAUUACUCAAGGAAGAGAUUCAAUAUGUGAAAUGUGAAAUUAAUUAA
Messenger RNA from Acanthosepion pharaonis, 2193 nucleotides. The record is from the annotation of a GenBank genome assembly. NCBI's taxonomy places the organism in Eukaryota, Metazoa, Mollusca, Cephalopoda, Sepiida, Sepiidae.